GUGUGAAACAUGUGGGCGUGUGAUCCGACGUUCACUUCGACGGUGAUGGACAGUUACGGAGACGUGGUUGGGUCCCCGUUCGCUCAAGCACUCACUAGUUUCCUCGCAGCGCAGUGUGCUCUUGUUGGAGACCAUCUGUGGCCAGAGGAUGCUAUUGACUCUGUUGUCAAUGGUAGUAGCUACGAUUUUGUGGUGGUCGGAGCAGGAUCAGCCGGCUCAGUCGUAGCAAGCCGUUUAAGUGAAGUCUCAGAAUGGAAAGUAUUACUAGUGGAAGCUGGAGGAAAUCCUACUUUAACUACAGAGAUACCACAAGUAUUUUACAACAACAUGGGAACUAAAGAAGAUUGGAAUUACAAGACCGAACCGCAAUCUGGCGCAUGUCUCAGUUAUAACAAUAAAGCAUGCGCCUGGCCUAGAGGAAAAACUCUAGGUGGAACCAGUAGUAUCAAUGCUCAAUUUUAUGUCAGAGGAAACAAAUUAGACUACAAUGAAUGGGGAGACAACGGUAACUACGGUUGGAGCUACGAAGAUGUUCUGUCUUACUUUAAAAAAAGUGAAAAAUAUAUGGGAGAUAUUUCAGCAAAUGAUACCUAUCAUAGCACAGAAGGUGAAUUAUAUGUCACAAAAGAUAAAAAUUUAACGCCUUGGGAAGAGUUAGUUCUUAAAGCAUACCGAGAGCUAGGAGUACAAAAUGUAGACGACAUAAACGGAGAAAAUCAAAUGGGUGUAACACAAAGUCAAAUUACCGUUUAUAACAAAACAAGAAUGAGUACCGCUAGAGCAUUUCUUUCGCCAAUUCGAAAUAGAAACAAUUUGCAUGUUAUCAAAAAUACAAUGGCUACAAAAAUCCUAUUUAAAGAGAAUAAUAAUAUCGUAAACGGAAUUUUGUUACACAGAAAUGGACAUGAUUUCAUUAUUAAUGUGAAAAAAGAACUAAUAUUGUCAGCAGGAGCAAUUAAUUCACCGCAACUUUUAAUGUUGUCCGGUAUUGGGCCACAAGAAGACUUAAACGCCCUAAAUAUUUCCGUAAAAGCUGAUUUGCAAGUCGGAAAAAACUUGCAAGAUCAUGUCUUUGUGCCAAUAAUAUAUACAGCACCCGUAAAUGAAUCAGAGCAUAUUACUCCAAGCAUUAUAACACAAAACUUCUACGAUUACAUGGUGAAUAAACAAGGCUUAUUGUGUGACACCAGUCCUCAUAGAAUUAUAGCCUUUGUCAACACCACUGAUUCGACUGCCACCAGUCCCGACUUACAAUUUCAUCAUGUUGUAUUUCCUCCAAAUAUUCAUUAUCUAUUAGAUAUGUUCGAAAAGCACGGGCUCAAGAGCGAUAUCGUAGAGCAAUUCCGUGAAAUGAAUAAAAAUAAAUACGCGGUGAUUAUAUAUAAUGUUUUAUUGAAACCGAAAUCCCGAGGAAAAAUUUCGCUUCAAAGCGAAAAUCCAUUUGAUCGUCCAUUGAUAUACGCUAAUUAUUUUAAUGACACUGAAGACAUGAAGACGCUGAUAAGAGGUAUGAGAAAAUAUUCUUUGAAAUUAGGCGAAACAGACACUUUCAAACAAGCAGGAUUACAUUUAGAAUGGUUUAAGAUACCAGCAUGUGAUAGCCUUGAUAAAACAAGUGACGAAUUUUUGGAGUGCGUUUCAAGAGAGUUAACGUUUUCUUUGUAUCACCCAACGGGCACGGUCAAAAUGGGACCACAGGGCGAUCCUACAGCAAUAGUGACACCUGAUUUAAAAGUACGAAAUAUCGAAAAUUUAAGAGUAAUCGAUGCUGGAAUUAUGUAUUCGAUUGUCAGAGGUAAUACCAAUGCACCAACAAUCAUGAUUGGAGAAAAAGGUGCAGAGCUUAUAAAGAAAUAUUGGCGCAACGCUAUCGUAUAA
Messenger RNA from Bombyx mandarina (wild silkworm), 1878 nucleotides. RefSeq names its product glucose dehydrogenase [FAD, quinone]-like. Gene Ontology annotation, molecular function: flavin adenine dinucleotide binding; oxidoreductase activity, acting on CH-OH group of donors. The record is from RefSeq and is a predicted model, not a curated record. Lineage: Eukaryota; Metazoa; Arthropoda; Insecta; Lepidoptera; Bombycidae.